UCGACAGCGUAGGGUCACUAUAACAGUCUAUGUGGUGGUGAAUCAUACAGUUUAUUAACAUCCUGCCUUCCCAAUUAUUUUUUCUAGCAAUUUAGGAGUCUCUACCUUUGGGAAUUGCUGCAGCUUGAACCAGGAGAGCAGUGAGAGCUCCAGGACGGGGAGCAGACAAUCUGUUUGUUUCACGGCGGUGCACAAAUCUCCGUCAUGGCAGCUGUCCUCAUCGUGCUCCUCUUCUUCCUUCACGCCUUCACUGCAUCAGCGCUGCAGGACUUUACGCAAGUCCUCCCACAGCAACAACCACACUUCAAUGGAUGUGUCUCCACCAACAUGGAAACAUUUCGGUGCAGUUGGAAUGUUGGCGCUUUCCAGAACCUCUCGGAGCCAGGAGAUUUGCGCAUUUUCUACAUCAAGACAAAACCCACCAGUGCCUCUCCUCAAGACUGGCAUGAAUGUCCUCACUACAGCAGCGAGAGGCCUAAUGAGUGUUUUUUCGAUGAGAACCACACAUCCAUCUGGAGAGAUUACAGUGUCCAACUGCGUUCCAGGGAUCAGGAUGUCCUCUAUGAUGAGCUCCUCUUCAAUGUUCAGGACAUCGUCCAACCAGAUCCUCCUGUCAGCCUCAACUGGACUUUGCUGAACAUGAGAUUGACUGGCAGUUACUAUGAUAUAAUGUUGAGCUGGAAACCUCCACAGUCUGCAGACUUGCAUAUGGGGUGGAUGACGCUGCAGUAUGAGGUCCAGUACCGCAGUGCCAGUUCUCACCACUGGAAAACGGCUGAGCUCGUGAAAGGCACACAUCGCUCUCUUUUUGGGCUUCAGACUGAUGUCAAUCAUGAAGUUCGCAUCCGAUGCAAAAUGGUUGGUGCGAAAGACUUUGGAGAUUUCAGCGACUCUCUAUUCGUCCACAUUCCUUCCAAAGUCCUCCCACAGCAACAACCACACUUCACUGGAUGUGUCUCCACCAACAUGGAAACAUUUCGGUGCAGUUGGAAUGUUGGCGCUUUCCAGAACCUCUCGGAGCCAGGAGAUUUGCGCAUUUUCUACAUCAAGACAAAACCCACCAGUGCCUCUCCUCAAGACUGGCAUGAAUGUCCUCACUACAGCAGCGAGAGGCCUAAUGAGUGUUUUUUCGAUGAGAACCACACAUCCAUCUGGAUAUAUUACAGUGUCCAACUGCGUUCCAGGGAUCAGGCUGUCCUCUAUGAUGAGCUCCUCUUCAAUGUUCAGGACAUCGUGCAACCAGAUCCUCCUGUCAGCCUCAACUGGACUUUGCUGAACAUGAGCGUGACUGGCAGUUACUAUGAUAUAAUGUUGAGCUGGAAACCACCACAGUCUGCAGACGUGGAGAUGGGGUGGAUGACGCUGCAGUAUGAGGUCCAGUACCGCAGUGCCAGUUCUUACCACUGGAAAACGGCUGACCUCGUGAAAGGCACACAUCGCUCUCUGUUUGGGCUUCAAACUGAUGUCAAUCAUGAAGUUCGCAUCCGAUGCAAAAUGCUUGCUGGGAAAGACUUUGGAGAUUUCAGCGACUCUGUAUUUGUCCACAUCCCUUCCAAAGUCCUCCCACAGCAACAACCACACUUCACUGGAUGUUUCUCCACCAACACGAAAACUUUUCAGUGCAGUUGGAAUGUUGGCGCUUUCCAGAACCUCUCGGAGCCAGGAGAUUUGCGCAUUUUCUACAUCAAGACAAAACCCACCAGUGCCUCUCCUCAAGACUGGCAUGAAUGUCCUCACUACAGCAGCGAGAGGCCUAAUGAGUGUUUUUUCGAUGAGAACCACACAUCCAUCUGGAUAUAUUACAGUGUCCAACUGCGUUCCAGGGAUCAGGCUGUCCUCUAUGAUGAGGUCAUCUUCGAUGUUUCGGACAUCGUGCAACCAGAUCCUCCUGUCAGCCUCAACUGGACUUUGCUGAACAUGAGCGUGACUGGCAGUUACUAUGAUAUAAUGUUGAGCUGGAAACCACCACAGUCUGCAGAGGUGGAGAUGGGGUUGAUGAGGCUGCAGUAUGAGGUCCAGUACCGCAGUGCCAGUUCUUACCACUGGAAAACGGCUGACCUCGUGAAAGGCACACAUCGCUCUCUGUUUGGGCUUCAAACUAAUGUCAAUCAUGAAGUUCGCAUCCGAUGCAAAAUGCUUGGUGGGAAAUACUUUGGAGAUUUCAGCGACUCUGUAUUUGUCCACAUCCCUUCCAAAGUUUCAAGAUUCCCAGGGAUGGUUUUGCUCAUCAUUGGAGCGUUGUGUUUACUGGCCAUAGUGUUGUUAGUGAUCAUAUCGCAUCAAGAGAAGUUGAUGUUCAUUCUUUUGCCCCGUGUCCCUGGACCAAAAAUAAGAGGAAUGGAUCCAGACCUAUUCAAGAAAGGGAAGUUUCGAGAGUUGAGAUCAAUCCUGGACUGUCCACCUGAUUUAAGGCCGGAGCUUUAUAGCGACCCCUGGGUGGAGUUUAUUGAUCUUGACAUUGAGGAGCAGAAUGACAGACUGACAGAUGUGGACACAGACUGUCUGGUGGACCGCUUCCCAUCUUCUCACUGCUCCACGCUCUCAGUUGCCUUCAAAGAUGAUGACUCAGGUCGCUCCAGCUGCUGCGAACCAGAUCUCCUGAGUGACUCUAAUGCAUCAAGUCUCCACCCCCACAUUCCAAGCCACACUCUCAGUCAAGAAGCAUCAUGCCAAUCAAAGUCUGAGUUAAGCUCUGGGGUCCAAACUUCCAGCACUGAGGAGCCAUGUUCGGCAGCACCGGUGAGAGAGGCGUUAUACACACAGGUCAGCAAGGUGAGGUCAUUUGGCAACGUGCUGCUGUCGCCUGAGCAACAAACGGAAGUGGAGGAUAAUACCAGCAAACUGAAAGGAAUUGACAACACAAUGGAGAAGGAGAAAGAAAAGAAAGAAGCUCAGCUCCUUGUGGUGAAUGCAGACUGCAAAGGCUACACCUCGGAGCACACCCUUAGUGAACCCUUCCAAACAGGUGGAGAGCGCAACGCUGCACACUCAUUGUCCUCUCACCAGGAAUACAGCACCGUUCCCAUGUCCCUGCUACCCCAUGCUCCCCCCUACACAGUAGUAGAAGGUGUUGACAGAGAGAACAGCCUCUUACUCACACCGAACUCGACACCAGCACCCCACCUGACGAUUCCAAAGACCCUGCCAACGCCAGAUGGCUACUUGAUCCCAGAGCUUCUGGGAAGCAUCACACCGUAAAUCAGUAGUGAAGUGUAAGCAAUCAAAGACUUGUUCAAAUGAAAGGCAGAACAGUUCCAGGAGGUUGACUGCCGAGUGCCCCAGUCUGAAUGUCAGGUUGCCUAAAAUAGCAAGGGAGUCCUGUCGCCACCACCACUACAUCCUUACACUUACAUGGCAUUAUCUGAAUGGGCUCCAAUGUGAUUAAAAGUUUGAUGUGUAAUGGUGUAUGAGUAGUAAUGGGGCUGGAGUUGAAAAUCGCCUUUACAUUUCAAGACUGAAUAGCCCCAAAACCGAGUGUGCAUGAUGAAUUGUUAAAUAUCUUAAGUGUGUUUGUUUAAUCCGCAGGACCUGAACCCAGCAGGACCAGAUUGUUUAAUACAGCUACAACCACAAGGGGUUGUAAGACUGAAAGGCAAACAUAAAUGUCUGAUUAAGUUUUUUUGUUGAACAAUUAGAACAUUUGCUGCUUUUGCAUUCAUAAAUUCAUAAAUAUUCAUUCUCAUUAAUUUUCUUGUUGGCACUGACUCAUUUUAAAACAACAUAUCUGCUCCUUAAACUUCUUUCACCCGACUAUCACUAAUUUUGUUCAUUUUACACACCUGCAUCAUCCUGCUCAGGCUCAGGCGGUGCUGGACUCGUCCCAGGUUAAACCCUGUCACGAGCCCAUCGCAGGUCAAUCGCAUGAGAGGAUGUAACUUUAUUCAGUAUUAAAAUCAAGUAUUAAGUAAGCUCGUAGUUAAUGUACAUUAUGAUUAAUCCAGAUCAAGAGACUUUGUGUAAUACCCUGUGAUAAAACAGUCAUUGGUCCUGUUUUUGAUCCCAGGUUUUUCAGUUUUUUUAUUCUUUCAUUAUUUGGCCAUCAUUGCCACUAUUAAAAAAAUGUGCUGCUUAAACCAAUAAUUAAUGAACUCACUCAUUACUUUUUGUAAAAACUCACCCCGUGCCAGGAAUACAUCCAGUUCCAGAAGCAAACAAACCAUGAGAUCUAAAAGUUUAACUUUGUAAACUGAUUUUUUCACUCAAAGUACCAUUAGUUGAUUUAGUUGUUCAUUUAGUCGUUCAUUUACGCGAUACAAGUUCAAUAAGUGAAUUGAAUAAAAAGGACUUACAGAAAAAUGUAUUAUUAUUAUUGUUUUAACACCUUAAGCU
Molecule: messenger RNA, 4329 nt
Organism: Cololabis saira (Pacific saury)
Lineage: Eukaryota; Metazoa; Chordata; Actinopteri; Beloniformes; Belonidae
Product: growth hormone receptor-like
Exons: 17
Coding region: 205-3198 (997 amino acids)
Biological process (GO): cytokine-mediated signaling pathway
Cellular component (GO): external side of plasma membrane
Molecular function (GO): protein binding; cytokine receptor activity
Source: RefSeq, a predicted model, not a curated record